Messenger RNA from Closterium sp. NIES-67, 2520 nucleotides. Lineage: Eukaryota; Viridiplantae; Streptophyta; Zygnematophyceae; Desmidiales; Closteriaceae. The record is from the annotation of a GenBank genome assembly.
UGCUCAACUGCUGAAGGAGAUAAUUGUGCUGCUGAGAUAGGACCUGCUGUAGCAGCAGGCACAACCGUUCCCUGGAUAUUUUGACAGCCUGACUGUCCUCGCCUCUCCCUCACAUUGAAGUAGGAACAACGCGGUGGCAUCACUUGUUCACGCGUACCAAAGUCGACGCCUCCGCGCUCAUCGUCAAGUCUUUGAUCCUCGCGAGUUGCGACUUUCCUUCUUGAAAGAGGUUCUGUCUCCCCAAAGCAACGCUAUAAGCGUUCUAGUGUCGUGGUGUCUAGUCACGUUCUAGUGUCUAGUGUCGUUUGAGUGUCGUAGUGUCGAGUGUGAAGGGGGCCUCAACAAAUAUAGACAUUUCGCGACGCUCGGUAUAAGCAUGGCGGCAUCACCGCUGUUGCAUACCCUCCCAGUCGGCUACCGCUUUCGACCGUCAGAAGAAGAGCUCGUUUUCUCCUACCUCUUAAACCGCACAUCCGGGCAGGCUUACGCUGCCCGACCACUCGUGCAGCUGCCCGAGGUGAACGUUCUACGGUGCGAUCCGAGCAGCCUGCCGGCCGAUGCGUGGUUCGACGGCGAGUGGUUCUUCUUCUACCGGCCGACGCAGCACGGCUCCAAGAAAGAACGCUCCGUGAAAUGCGGCGACACGGUCGUCGGAUUCUGGAAAUCCACGGGGAACGACCACGCGGUGCGACUCGGGGGGAGUAAGAGCAACAGCGGCAGCGGCAACGCGUCGCAGAAGGCCACUUCUGACGGCAGCGUCACGGGAAUGAAGAAGAAAUUAGUCUACUAUAUGAAAUCCGGACCGAGCGACCAUAAGGGGUCCAAGACGGAUUGGAUUAUGGACGAGUAUCGCUUGGAGGGCGAAUCGCCGGGGAGCGACCUCACGGCGUUGGUGCUGUGCCGUGUCUUCAUCAAGGGUAACGCCGCUCCGCCGCCGAACGCGCCGCAAAUCCCGGCGUCAUUCGCGCCGGCCUCGCCAAAUAUGAGCGCCGCGACUGUCUCACGACCGAUGUCGCCCGCGCCGUCGCUGACGCUCGGGGGAUUCGCGAAUCAUGUGGCUAUGGCGAAGGAACAGACCGUGGCGGAGGAUUGCGAUGCUGUUACCAGUGUGAUUCAAGCGGAGCAGGUGAAUGUAACCGGCGCGGCUUCUGCUGUAGCGAUGGGUGGUGGCGACAAGGGCGAGCUGUUCGUCGAUCUUCUGCUUGCGAAGGACGAGGAGGAUAAUGGUACUGCCAGUGGUGAUACUAACGGGUGUGCUAAUGACGAGGAUCGCAUGCUGCUAAACACGAUGAUGGACUCGAUCCUGAUCGACGACGGGGAGCAGUCCCGCAGAUUCGGAAGCGACGACGCGACUGUGUCGAUGCAGCUUGUAACGGAGACGUUCGUCGACUCCUCGGUGGAGAAUCCGGGAAGUUUCGACUCGGGGAGCGGCGGGAGCGCGACAGAGGGGGACGAGAGCGGGCGAUUCGGCGGGUUUCAGUCGCACCACGGCAGUAACACGGACAUCGCUGGUACCUACAACGCUACUAUUAUUAGUAAUAAAGACUUCGGGAAUGGGACGCUAUCGGCGGUGAGAUAUGAGAACAUCGCCAUGGCUCACUCUCCGUGUCAUCCGGCGGUGACAGGAACCCUGGAAAUUGCUGGCAACUCCCAGUUUUCGUCCGCCGCCGCGAGUGGCGCCGCAUGUGCCGGCACGCCUGGCGUCGCGUCGGCUGCUGCUGUUUCCACGUCAGCAUACGGUUCUAGCUUUGCUGCGGUAGAGAUGGAGCAGCCAAUGCACCCGCACGGGCAUGAUGACGUGACUAUCAAUGUUCCGGAGCAUCCCAGCCAACGAUAUGGCUACACGUGGAUGCACAAGGUUCUGGAUUCGGCCGAUAUUGUCACGCCACGUGUCGGAUCCGAAGGCGGUUCGCCUGGAGAUGGGAAAUCUGCGGAAAAAGCGGGAGCCGGGAUUCAAGGAGAGGGUAAAGGGAGCCAGAAGAGGGGAUCGCCUAAGGAGGACGGUGGAUUUAUAGACAUGAUUUCUGACAUGUUCAGCGCUUUUACUCCUAGGGGGCUCACGCCUGGUAAGGGUUUCACGCCUCGGGCAUUCACCUCUAUAGGGUUCACCCCCAGGGGUGUUACGCCUAAGAGUGGUUACCCGUUCGCGACCCCAAAGGGGUUUUCGCCAGGUGCCGGACUGUGGCGGUUUCCGUCAAUGAAGAACGGGAAGAAGCGGCCAGCAGCUACGCCAAGUGGCGGGUCCCGAUUGGCUGAGGAUCGGUUUGUGAGGGUGAAGCAGUGAGGGUGCAGGUGGCAGAGAGGGGGCUUCAGGCGGCUUCAGGCCACUGCGCUGGCCUUGAAGUGGGCACCAGUGGUGCAAGCGUAUACUUGGAAACUCGCUGAGUCUAGGGUUUACCUUUCCCUUCUAGCCAGUGGUUUCCAUUCCUGAAACUCAUUUGUUUCGUUUCAUAGUAAAAUAGGUAACUAUGUUUUGUUUCUCUUUUGCUGUUUGCCCAGCUAUAAAAUCCGCUUGUAGAU